Messenger RNA from Exophiala bonariae, 1218 nucleotides. RefSeq lists its product as uncharacterized. NCBI's taxonomy places the organism in Eukaryota, Fungi, Ascomycota, Eurotiomycetes, Chaetothyriales, Herpotrichiellaceae. Gene Ontology annotation, molecular function: epoxide hydrolase activity. The record is from RefSeq and is a predicted model, not a curated record. Bases 1 to 1218 code for a protein of 405 amino acids. Gene Ontology annotation, biological process: epoxide metabolic process. The transcript has 3 exons.
AUGUCGAUCAAGCGCUUUCACAUUGAAAUCUCUCAGGGGGACAUAAAACGCUUGAAAGAGAAGCUUGCACUCGCAAACUAUCCUAUCCAGGAUGGUAGAAGUUGCUGGCGUUCUGGUGCACCAAUAUCUGAUAUCCAAAACCUGGGAUUACAUUGGCUCAACAAUUUUGACCUACAGGCAGCGAUAUCUCGUCUGAACCAGUAUCCUCAAUAUCUUGCACCGGUAGAUAUUGACGGAUUCGGAGUGCACAACAUCCAUUUCAUUCAUCAGAAGCAUCAAAAUCCGCGCGCUAUACCGUUGCUCUUUCUUCACGGCUGGCCAGGCUGCUUCCUGGAAGGCACCCGAAUACUUCCGCUCCUCUCAAGCGUUGAUGGCCAUGAUUCACCCUCCUUUCAUGUGGUUGUUCCGAGUUUGAUUAACUUCGGCUUCUCGUCCGGUAACAACAGUCCCGAGUUCGGUGUCAGCCAGCACGCCGAGGCUUACCACAAGCUCAUGCUGAUACUAGGCUAUGAUGAAUACGUGGUUCAAAGUGGCGAUGUGGGACAUCUCAUUACAAGAUUCAUGGCGAUGAAAUAUGGCCCGGCCUCGUGCAAAGCAUAUCACACGAACACAGCAUGGCCUGGGCAACCUACAGCAGACAGUCGCCCCGAUAUAUUGGCCAAAAUUGAAGCUGCUCCCUUAACCGAGGCUGACGUUGCCGGUCUGCAGCGAGCGGGCGAGUUUAUGACUGAAGGCAUGGGCUACUACAAGCAGCUAUCUACAAAGCCUCGUACUAUAGGGUUCAGUCUGUGCGAUAGCCCAGUCGGUCUUCUCGCCUGGAUUUAUGAGAAGUUGCACGAUUGGAGCGACGACUAUCCCUGGACUGACGACGAGAUAUUGACUUGGGUGACCAUUUACUACUUUUCUAAGGCCGGACCAGAUGCCGCGGGGUAUAUUUACUAUGCCAUGGAACAUGGACAACCACGAGCACUUGCAACUGCUCAGUCGUAUAUUGACGUUCCUCUUGGCAUCACGCGAUUUUGCCACGAUAACAUUACGCUCCCAAAGGCAUGGAAUCAAUCGUUAGGACCUGUUGUGUUUGAAAGCAGUCAUGAGAAGGGUGGACAUUUCGCUGCUUGGGAACAGCCAGAUGCAAUAGUAAGCGAUCUCAUUGCCAUGUUCGGACGAGGUGGUCCCGUGUACGGGUGUGUGAAAGGCAAAGAUGGAUAUGCAGAGUGA